Messenger RNA from Meira miltonrushii, 1962 nucleotides. Its product is annotated as succinate dehydrogenase. Gene Ontology annotation, biological process: tricarboxylic acid cycle; mitochondrial electron transport, succinate to ubiquinone. Gene Ontology annotation, molecular function: electron transfer activity; succinate dehydrogenase (quinone) activity; flavin adenine dinucleotide binding. The transcript has a single exon. Lineage: Eukaryota; Fungi; Basidiomycota; Exobasidiomycetes; Exobasidiales; Brachybasidiaceae. The record is from RefSeq and is a predicted model, not a curated record. The coding region runs from base 1 to 1962 and encodes 653 amino acids.
AUGCUUUUCGCACGAUCAUUGACGCAUAGCGUUGGUGCCUCGGCUGCACGCGCUUCGUCUUCAAAGACAAUGAUGGCAACCCGUACAUUCCAUGCAUCUGCCAUAACCAGUAGAAUCGUUGCCUCUCAACCUCUUCGUGCAAAAGAAGCACCAGCACCUCUCAAUGCCGCAAAGGGAUACCCCGUUAUCGAUCACGAAUUCGAUGCAAUCGUCGUUGGUGCAGGUGGUUCAGGUCUUCGUGCCGCUUUCGGUUUGGCAGAAGCUGGUUUGAAUACCGCUUGUAUCACAAAGCUUUUCCCAACACGUAGUCACACAGUCGCAGCUCAAGGUGGUAUCAAUGCCGCUUUGGCAAACAUGACAGAAGAUGAUUGGCGUUGGCACAUGUACGAUACCGUCAAAGGUUCCGAUUGGUUAGGUGAUCAAGACGCUAUUCACUACAUGUGUCGUGAAGCACCAAACACUGUUAUCGAAUUGGAACAUUACGGUUUACCUUUCUCUCGUACAAAGGAAGGAAAGAUUUACCAACGCGCUUUCGGUGGUCAAUCACUAAACUACGGAAAAGGUGGUCAAGCUUAUCGUUGCUGCGCCGCCGCUGAUCGUACCGGACAUGCCAUGUUACACACACUUUACGGUCAAUCCCUUCGUCACAACACACAAUUCUUCAUCGAGUACUUCGCUUUGGACUUGAUCAUGGAAGACGGUGAAUGCGUCGGUGUGAUCGCGCUCAACAUGGAAGACGGUACCAUCCAUCGUUUCCGCUCUCACAAGACCGUCCUUGCCACUGGUGGUUACGGAAAGGCCUACUUCUCUGCUACAUCUGCUCACACAUGCACAGGUGACGGUAUGGCCAUGGUCUCUCGUGCUGGAUUGCCAUUGCAAGAUCUUGAAUUCGUUCAAUUCCACCCAACGGGUAUUUAUGGAGCCGGAUGCUUGAUCACCGAAGGAUCUCGUGGUGAAGGUGGUUACUUGCUCAACUCUGAAGGUGAACGUUUUAUGGAAAGAUAUGCACCAACCGCAAAAGACUUGGCUUCCCGUGAUGUUGUUUCCCGCAGUAUGACCAUCGAAAUCCGUGAAGGGCGCGGUGUUGGACCCGAAAAGGAUCACAUCUACUUGCAACUAAGCCACUUACCACCAGAAGUCUUGCAAGAACGUCUCCCAGGAAUCUCUGAGACCGCAGCUGUGUUUGCUGGCUGUGACGUCCAGCGCGAGCCCAUCCCCGUCUUGCCAACGGUUCAUUACAACAUGGGUGGUAUUCCCACAAAGUACACCGGUGAAGUUUUGCGUCAAAGCGCUGAUGGCAAAGACGAAGUUGUUCCGGGCUUGUACGCCGCUGGUGAAGCCGCAUGUGUCUCAGUGCAUGGAGCUAACAGAUUGGGUGCCAACUCCUUGUUGGACAUCGUCGUUUUCGGAAGAGCAUGUGCAAACCACAUCAAGGAGAACUUGUCACCGGGUAAACCCCAUAAACCGUUGAGCGGAGAUCAAGGCGCACAAGCCAUCAACGACAUGGACUGGCUACGUAACUCCAACGGUAGCAGGUCUGUUGCUGAUUUGCGUUUAGAGAUGCAAAAGGUCAUGCAAUCUGAUGCAGCCGUUUUCCGAACACAAGAGACUCUCGAUGAAGGUGUUGAAAAGAUUGACAAGACUCAUGCAUCAUGGAAGGACGUUAAGGUGACUGACAGAGGAAUGAUCUGGAAUACAGAUUUGACUGAAGGUUUGGAAUUGAGAAAUAUGCUCACAUGUGCUACACAAACUGUACACAGUGCUGCAGCCAGAAAAGAGAGCAGAGGUGCUCACGCCAGAAUGGAUUACGAAGAACGUGAUGACAAGAACUGGAUGAAGCACACACUCUCGUGGCAACAAGGACAAAAUGACAAUGUUAAGCUCGGAUACAGAGAUGUUGUGAACACAACUCUUGACGAGAACGAAUGCAAGGCUGUUCCACCCUUUAAGCGUUCUUACUAA